AUGGUCGGCUCGUCCCGUAGCCAUGGAUGUUCACUGUGUGUAAAGCGCCGAGUGAAAGUGAGGUUGUCAGCGUCCGCCGGAAAGCCCGCCACUAAUACCCCACAGUGCGACGAAAGACUUCCUGGCUGUGCCAAAUGCGAAAGAUAUGGCCAAAUUUGCCCUGGAUACGACCGGGGCUUCAAGUUUGUAGCAGGAAGGCCUUACCGGAACCGGCGUCAAAAGACAUCCGGUGAUCGAAAUGGCACACCCCAGGUUGCGACGUCUAGCCCAGACUCAGAGCCCAACCCUGCCAGCCAGGCACUUGCCCGGGGAGACGAACCGCGAGAGAUUAUCUCCGAGGCCUCAAAUGUCGUGCAGUACCUAUGUGUGCUCAUAGAUGAUUUCUCUCAGCCCUAUACACCCAGCCUGACACAUGUGGUGACCCGAUGGUUGGGGUUCCUCCCCUCUAUCUAUGGCCAGAAUCGGGUUUUGGAUGCGACCAUCAAGUCUUUCACGGCGCAUCAUUUUGGGCGUGUGAGGGGCAACAUGCAGAUGGUUUCAUAUGCUCGAUCAGCGUACGGAGAAGCUCUGCGUGGACUGAGAAGGUCAUUGGAGACACCGGCUGAAAGCUUAUCCACUCACGUUUUCUGUGCGGUUGUGAUGCUUUGCAUGUAUGAACUUUUUACGGAUACCGAGAACCCAGAUUCAUGGAUGAAACACGCCAAAGGUCUGAGUCAAUUGGUCCAAAUCCGAGGACCAGGCAGGUAUAACAAUGCACUUGACAUGACGUUGCUGAAAGCCUCAAGGGGUCUUAUUGUAAUGCAUUCAAUGUUCUCCGGAGAUAAAUUUUUUCUAGCCUCUGAUGAAUGGCACGCGGUCAUGCAACAGCAAUUCACGACAGAUGUAUCAGCAGAAUUGCACCACAGCAUCGAAACCUUCUUUGCGUACCUCACUUACACACCAAGCCUUGUGCACAAACUCUACGAGUUGAGACACGCCAAUCUAACCAGCGCCGAAGCUGCACGCACAAUUUCCGAUAUGCUAUCCAAAACUCUUGAGAUGCAGACAAAACUGGCCGUAUGGUACGAGAACUACUCUCGAAUCGCAUCACCGCCGGUUGAGACAUUGUCCUCAACAGGGGAUGAGAUGUUUCCCACCGUUCUUGUAUACACCGAUGUCAGCCAUGCAACCAUAUACUGCGGGUACUACUCCUACAUGGUGAUCAUUCACGAGAUACUGAAGAAUUGCGGAUGCUCAGGUGAUCAUGAGAUGAUGGUUAUCUUCUUCAGAGAUCAGAUUUGCAGAUCGGUUGAGUAUAACAGUGUGGGAGUCAUGGGUCCAUACAGAAUGGGAUUCGCGCUUCGCGUUGCGUUCGAAGUUGCUGACCCGGUCACAAGAUCUUGGAUUACGAGGUGUCUUGAACAAUUUUCCAAGAUCUAUGCUGCUUCUCAACCGGAGAAUUAUGAGUCUGUUUUAUGA
Molecule: messenger RNA, 1458 nt
Organism: Penicillium olsonii
Lineage: Eukaryota; Fungi; Ascomycota; Eurotiomycetes; Eurotiales; Aspergillaceae
Source: the annotation of a GenBank genome assembly